AUGGCCUUCUCAUGGGCUUUGGGCUUCACAGCCGCUUCGUGCAAAGUCCCGUGGCGCUCCUGCAAGGCCAUGGCCAAGGGCUUGUUGGCCGCUUCUUGGGAUGCAGGCCCAACGACGCUGGAGCCUGGAGAUCUAAGGUUCAGGAGUUUCCAUGCGACAUCGCUUGCUUCGCUGGAUGAGGCACGUGCUGCCUCGGAGGCAGUGGCUGCACUUCUCCCCAGGCGCCGCAGCGCUCAAGACUGGCUUGGCAACCAUGAUGCAGGCUUGGUCCCGGCAUGUGGCAGUCGUGCUGUGCCUUCGCGACGGGGCGACAUCGGCACUUCUUUCCUGGGCUCUCACUCGUCGGCCUCGUCUUUUCAGCAACAAUGGCAGGGACCACCUCCUCAACAGCAAAACUUCCAGCAGCAACAACAAUUCCAGCAGCCACCGCAACAACAGCAGUUCCAGCAGCAGCAGAACUUCCAGCAGCAAGGCCAGCAAGGCCAAAUGCAGGGACCACCGCAGCAAAACUUCCAGCAGGGCCAGGGUCCCCCGCCGCAGGGCGGCUAUCAACAGCAGGGCGGCUAUCAGCAAGGCUAUCAGCAGCAGGGAGGAUAUCCGCCAAACCAGCAAGGAUACUACCAGGGGCAGCCCGGGCAACCAGGUUAUCAAGGUGCCCCGGGGGCCCAGGGGGCCAAGUUUACUCAGAGCCCGUCAUCUGGGUCGAAGGCCGCGCUUAUGGCAGGUGUCAUGUCCCCGUUUGGCAUCGCCAUCAUCGGAGCCGGCCUAUACUUCUACUGCAAGAAGCCUACUCCACCGCAGGGCUCCGGAGGUGACAGUGGCGAAGAAAUGGAGGACAGCGAUGUGACGGGAUCCGACGGUGGCUCUGACAAGUCGCCGCCACAGCGGCGAAAGAAGCGCAGCCUCAAGGCUUUGCUCCUGGCACGGCUUCGCGACCGCGGCGCCUCGCCGAAGGAGCUCGAGUCGGCCUUGAGCACGCUUCAAGCAAACUCCUGGCUUUCCGGUGCAAAGGAGCAUGCGAUUGCGAUCGACUCCCUGGGACGACAAUCUCGCUGGUUGGAGGCCUUCGAUCUGUGGCACGAGAUGCGGUUGCGCAGCCUGCAGACCGACCUUGUGGCCUGGAACUCGGCAGCGCAGGUUGCUGCAGGAGUCAGGCAGGCCUGCAGUGCAUUGCAGUAG
This is a messenger RNA of Symbiodinium necroappetens, 1179 nucleotides long. NCBI's taxonomy places the organism in Eukaryota, Dinophyceae, Suessiales, Symbiodiniaceae. The record is from the annotation of a GenBank genome assembly.